UACAUGUAUACAUUUAUUUUUACUUAAAAGUAUCAAAUCAAAUGGCAUCAACUGAUUAUAUGACAUAUGGUUUUGCAUUAACUGUUAUAUUUGGUGGUGUAAUUGGGUUCCUUAAAGCAGGCAGUUUCCCAUCAUUAAUUGCAGGUGUUUUGUUUGGAGGAUUAAUUGCUUUUGGAGCUACUCAGACUUCGCAAAAUCCUAAAAAUAUUUUAGUUGUUUUGGUUGUAAGCAUAAUCUUAAUGAUUGUUAUGGGAACACGAUUUUAUAAAAGUGGAAAGUUUAUGCCAGCUGGAUUGGUUUUUGUUUUGAGCAUCCUGAACAUUUGUCGUCAUUUAUACAAUUAUAAAUGGAAAUAGCAAAUCUGGUAAAGUUGGUCAAAAUUCACAAACUGUUGAAGUUUAUGAAAUAGUCUGUUUAAUUCUUGUGUUGCCUUCAGUUGCUAUGGCAACUUAAUUUUUUUGUUUUACUGUUUUGUAAAUUAUUUACUUUUUUGUUUUGUAUAAAAAUUAAAUGUUAUUA
Molecule: messenger RNA, 519 nt
Organism: Hydra vulgaris (swiftwater hydra)
Lineage: Eukaryota; Metazoa; Cnidaria; Hydrozoa; Anthoathecata; Hydridae
Product: transmembrane protein 14C
Biological process (GO): regulation of heme biosynthetic process
Cellular component (GO): mitochondrial membrane
Source: RefSeq, a predicted model, not a curated record